Molecule: messenger RNA, 2206 nt
Organism: Cuscuta europaea
Lineage: Eukaryota; Viridiplantae; Streptophyta; Magnoliopsida; Solanales; Convolvulaceae
Source: the annotation of a GenBank genome assembly
UUAAUAUAAGCUGUAUUUCACUCCAAAAAAGAAAAAUCCAAGUGAAAUCGGUCCUCUUAAUACUAUCGUAUGAAGUAAGCAGUUACGUACAACCAAACGGUCAGGGUUGCAGUGAAUUUUUUUCUCCAUUUUUUGGACAUGAGCUGAUCUCUAAGCAGGAUCGAUUCCUUAUUCGUUCUUCGCCAGGGGUAGUAGGGUUUCGUUGAAAUUGCACGAGCGCAAUGGAAGAAGAAAUUCAAAAUAAACUCCAAUCCGAAGUCCAACAUCACGAGUUAGGGCUCCAGCUCCAAUCUCUGACAAAUCAAUCGCUUCCGCCUAAUGCCUAUCCUCAAACCCCUGUUGAAAGCACACCACUGCUGUCUGAAGAUAAUGAAGGUGAGGUUGAUGAAGAAGAUGAGAAAGCUAUGCAAAUCAUCUGCAAUGAGCUUCAGGACUUGGUGCUGAGUCAGGCGUAUCACGAUCGUGAGACAAACCUGAGCUUAGAGGAAUCAGGCAAACCUUGCGAUGGAUAUGACGGUUAUGGGUAUGGAUAUAGUGAUCACAAUGGGUACAAUAUAUAUGGUGAUGAUGAUAUGACCGGAGAUGGGGUUGAUAUUCGAAAUGGGGUUGAUGAAGUUUCUAUUGAAGGGGACAAAGCUGGUGAUGGGUGGUUUUAUUCUAGUGUUGGUCAUGGUAAGAAAUUUGUUUUCAACUAUCCUUUGAGACCCGAUGCAGAGGAUUGUGCCUUCUAUGUCAAAACUGGCACCUGCAAAUUUGGAUUCCAUUGCAAGUUCAAUCACCCCAGACUAAAAUCUCAGUGGCCUAAAGACAAGGGGAUGCUAAAAGAAAAUAACCCAGAAAGAACAGUGCAGUCAGAAUGCAAGUAUUACCUAACUACAAGUGGCUGCAAAUAUGGGAAAAACUGCAAAUACAAUCAUAGCAGGGAAAAGUUUCAAGUGUCACUGGUUCAGGAGUUUAAUUUCCUUGGCCUGCCAAUGCGAACGGGAGAAAAGGAAUGUCCAUACUAUAUGCGUACUGGCUCAUGCAAGUAUGGAUCAAACUGCAGAUUUCAUCAUCCUGAGCCCACCAUUGUGGCAGGAGAUGACUCUUCUUCUUCUGGAUAUAACAAAGGACGAUCUGUUGCAAUGCAAGGUACCGCUCAGUCAAAUGUGAGUUCUUGGUCUCAUUCGUCCAGAGCAAUGCAUGAGACAACAUCAUAUGCUCCUCCUAUGAUGUAUCCCCCAACUCCAGCCAUUCCUUCUCCCUCUCCAGAUUGGAGUAGUUAUCAGGCACCCAUCUACCAAACAUCUGAGAAGAACCUUCCUACACCUCCUGCAUUUGCCAUGAGCAAUUCUGUGAUAGAAAAGUUCAACCCGACUCAUGUUCCACAAUUUUCACAAUCACCUUUGCUUGGUGAAGAUUAUCCUGAAAGACCUGGUCAACCUGAAUGCAGUUACUUCAUAAAAACUGGUGACUGUAAAUAUAAAUCUAAUUGCAAGUUUCAUCAUCCAAAGAAUCAACUGCCCAGGAUGCAAGCACUUUUUAAUGACAAGGGCCUGCCUCUAAGACCUGAACAAGCAACCUGCUCAUUUUAUAGUCGUUAUGGAAUUUGCAAGUUUGGACCGACUUGUAGAUUCGACCAUACCGAUCAUUACAGCCACCCGCCUUCUGCAUGGUCAGAUUUUGAGCAGCCUCAAUUUGGUAGGUCUGAGGCUAUGGAUGGGAAUAGGGUGGGAGUGAGGAAAGGAAAUGGAAGCGGAUCUUUAGUAAAACAGUCUGUGUAAGUUUCAGUAGUUUCUGCCCACAUGCUGUGCGUGUGAUGAUCUACUAUGACUUGCAGCGAGUGUUUUUACUUGAACAACCAAGUGCUGGGUUAUGAUCGUGAAAUUUCAGCACGCUCCAUAUUCAAGAUGCCUAAGCCAGGAAUAUGAUUUUGUAAAUUACACAUCACUGUUUUGUUGCGGUGGUAGAUAUUUCACGUCAUUGUUGCUACUCACAAUGGCUUUUUAUUUAUUUAUAUAUUUAUAUAUGUGCUUACAAAUAUUUUCAAGUAUUCUUGAAUUUUGGUAUUGCUGAAUAGCAUUCCAUCAUUCAUGUGUCCCAGUCCUCUCCUGAACCAUAUGAAUCACUCGUAAGGCUGUCUUUAAUACAUCCUUCCUAAACUAACGACACUGGUGGGAGGUCUCCUGAUUUAGUCUUAUCUUUUGUAAUAAAAUAUGAGGCAACA